Molecule: messenger RNA, 6523 nt
Organism: Choloepus didactylus (southern two-toed sloth)
Lineage: Eukaryota; Metazoa; Chordata; Mammalia; Pilosa; Megalonychidae
Exons: 1
Coding region: 164-1141 (325 amino acids)
Source: RefSeq, a predicted model, not a curated record
CAAUCUUUCUUUUAGAUCAGUGUUUUGUAUUCUUGGUUUGUAUUGUGAGAAUGUAUGCUCUUGCUUCUGCUUUACAUUGUCCACAGAUAAUUUUUACUGGCCUCAGUUUUUUUUCCUUAAUUUCAUUUUCUUCAGUUGAUUUCUAUUUACCAAUUUCUGAUCCAUGCUAUCAUUUUCAUCUUUCUCUCUUUAUGUUUUUUACAUGGUUUUCCUCUCCAUUCCCAUUUCCCAUCCUUUGCCUACUGCUCUGUCUAGAUCUGCCAUCUUACAUGACAUGUCAGAAGAUGCAUUUGAGCCCUGCACCCCUGUCGUGGUGCUGAGCACUGCUAGGAAGGAGUCUGGUAAGAAACCUCUAAAGCGGAGGUCUAGGAGGAAGAGAAGGACCUCUGGGAGAUGUGAACAUGCAGAAGAGCAAAUAAGAGGAAGAAGAAAUGAUUUUCACCUCGAAAUCUCAAGCCCCAGAUGGAAUGAGCUACACACAGACUCUUCAGAUUCAUCAUCCACAGAUGAGGGUCAUUGGAUUCAGGCUAAAAGAAGAGCUCAAGUUAAAUUCAGACUGUCACGAAGAAGAAGGAGAAAUAAUAAACCAUGUGAAAACAUGGAUGGUUCUUCUACGCCUAAUGGAAUUCAACUUGUUGACUGGGAAGCCAGAGGUAAAAAGCAACAAGAGCUGGUUGAAUGUGAGAGUUGUUCUUUAAAUCUCCAAAGAGGAAAAGGUUCAAGGUACCAAGAAUGCAAUCUUCCCCUGCCUAGAGGAUCCUUUGAGAUCAAAAGACCCUUGAGGAACCAUGAAGAAAACACAGGCAGAUUCCACCACAGAAACCCUCAGCUCUUGCCUGGUCUUAGGCAAAAUGAAACAACCAAGAAAAGAUUUUCACAGAGAGAUUCCAGCACAGUUCCCGAGGCUGGCAAACCUGUGGAUGAUGCAGGGACCCAGGUGAAUAACUCUGUUCAGAAGCCUCCUGCCACCUAUGAUGAAGGGUCUGAAAAUUUAGAAGCAUGCAGGUCAGUCACUACUGAGAAACACUUUAAGCCAUCCAAAUAUACUUCUUCCUGCUGUGAGUUAGGUGUGUAUUUGACACCAGCACUCCCGCCCAAGCAUAGCAUUUAUUCAUACUGCUCUUUCUCCGAUUGGAUAUAAGGUGAUAAAACAAGGUGGGUAUGAAAAGAGCAAUGCUAAGGUAUCUAUGGGUUUUGAAAACUGUUACAGAAUAGAAUUAGAUUUCCCCUUCUCUUCCUUGUAAUUGGAAUACUGAUUUAUCCUGGCAAAGGGACUGACGAACCAGUUGAGUCUUGUAUACAUUCUAAUUAAGUCAAGAAUAGGGGAGGAAAACAGUGAUCAUUUAGAAACCUCAGAUCCCUCCAUGUAAAUUUGGUAAACUGGUCACACCCUGACAGAAAAAUAUUCAAGGUUUGGGUUAUUUAAGGUCAGAUUUUUGUAUCAUAUGAGUCUUCUCUGCUGUUAGUGCUAAUUUGUUCUCCAUUUGUCUGACUCAGCAGGUGAGUCAAGACUGAAAGGGCACAGAAGUAGGUCAUGAACACCUGGGUGGGAUUAUUGGAACUUUUAGGGAAGAAGGCCACAUUAACUUUACUGGUAAUCAUAUACUAAAUUGUUUCAGUAUUUAGAAAUUUCAGAGCUAUGAGGCUGCUUUCUUGCACUUUUUUACCCUACAGCAUAUAUUUUCAAAGGAACUAAUGUUCAAAGAAUUAUAGGCAUAGCCAUGCUAAUAUGCAUACAUGAAACACUGUAAGCAAAACAAGUAUUUUUAACUUUUCAUAUUAUACACAAUCAUUUAAAUUGGUUGGAUUUUGUUUGUGAGCUAGUGAAGUGUUUUGCCAUGUAAUGCUUGGUUAUUUUGGUUCGCCUUUCUGAAAGUUGAAGUUUCUUUAUAAAACAUGUAUGCAUGUUUCAUGUGGAUCAUGUGACUCAGAGAAUGCUGUCCAUGCCUGUUGGGGGCAGGGUGGAGAAGGGAAUUAGCUCUGGAUCUGAAUAAUAUUAGAAUGGAUUAUGUCUUUGAAAGUUCCUUAAGAUGGUCAUUCAUAAAAUGUUCACUUAUUCAUUCAACAACUAUUCAUUGAGCAUUAUUAUGUAUCUGGAAUUAUCUUAGGCAUUGAAAAUAUUGUACUACAUAAGAUUUGUAUGAUCUCUGACAUUGUAAACUUGCAGUCUAGUGGGGAAAGCAGGUACAAAACAAACUAUUUCACAAUGAAUAUGUAAUUACAAUUGUGAGAGGAGUUAUCAGAGCAUAUAACAAGGUGGCCUAACCUAUCCUAGAUCAGAGAACAACUCUGAGGAAGUGACAAGCAGACUGAGGCCCAAACAUGACAGAAAUUGAUCAAGGAAAAAAGCAAGAAAGAGUGUCCAGCAUGAAGCAAGGAGGAAGAAAGCUUGGCAGGCCAGGGAACUGAAACCGGGUAUUAUGGCCAGGGUAUGAUGAGUGAGGGGAGGAGGGGAGGAUGGAGAGCACAGAGGAGUCAGACCAUACAGGGCCAUGUAAAACAUGGGAAGGGCUUUGAACUCUAUCCCUAAAGCAUUGGAAUUUAAGAGGAAUUUAAAAGGAAAGUAACACCAUUUGAUUUGUAUUUUAAUGUACAUUUCUUGUAAUCUUUAGAACACAAUUUAAGUGUGUCUUGCAGAAAGGUUAGAGGGUGGCCUAAUGCACACCUCCUGGUCUAGCUAAGAAUUCCCCACUUGCAACCAUCUGUUGUCAUUCCCCAAAUCCACUUCCAGUAUAAUUUAAUGAAAGACAGUCAAAGAGGCUAGUAGUGGUUUUAAUGGUUAUUGGAAAAAAGGCAAUGCUUGCAAUUAAAGUCACAGUGACUGUUUCUUUUAAUGUAGAGGCACUGCUCUGGAAGAACAUUUUUAAAGAAAGGAUAUUUAACCUAGACUUCUAUCCAUGAAAAUGAGAUAAACAGGCCUAUAAGUGGUUAUUUCUUGCUGUGGGUUAGCAAAAUACACCAACUAAGCGAACACCAUAAGCAGCCCAUCAUACGAGAUGCUGGGGAUAAAAAGUGGCAAAAGACUUUGAUUCUCCCCUUAAGUGGCUUAUUAUUAGUGGGAGAGAUUGAUCUCACUCUGGAAAAGACAAAAGUUCAAGAUAGUACAUGGUGAGUGUGAGAACAGUGGUAAAAAUCUAGAAAUACUGCAGGAAUUUGAAGAAAGAAAAGUUGCUGAGAGCUGGCACUCUCCAGAAACCCCUGAUGAAGAGGUGAGGCUCGGGCUGAGAAGAGGAGAAUUUAGAUUGGCAGAGAUGCAUGGAUGGUAUCACAGGCAUUCAAGGCAGGGGAAAUUCUGUUAGCCGAGACGGGGAUGAGAGAAUGAGCACUGUGCAUUCCAGAACUUUGCAUGAACUUGUGUGACUAGGUUGGAAGGUUUUCAUAGAUUAAUAAGAACUAAGAUUUUUUUAAAGAUUGUGAAGAAAACUUACAUAUCAUUCCAAGGAGUUGAACUCUAUUCUGUACAUCCAUGUUUUCAGAUUGUUCCAGUGGGUCUCUUGAGUUCAAGGGAGGCUACCUCAAAAGAUGACAGAAGGUCAAGGGACUGGUGAUCCCUGUGCAUUUUCAACCAGAGACCUUUCAUGAGUAUCUCUUUCAUAUGGUGAGGUUCAAUAAUAUGUCUGGAAAAAAAAAAAUCCACUGCAAAAAAUAAGGUAAAAAAGCCACUGCUAAAUGAAAUAGGUCUGAUGAAGGAUAACAUAUUCAGAGUGGUCACUUGUGUCCUUGAGGAUGUAUUGGGAAAGGAACCUGGAUUUAAGAGAAUGAGUUGUGAUAUAGUGGAAGUAUCCUACCUUGAGGUAAGUGGGGUGAGGAUGACAGUGAGUAAAGAAAGGGGUAACAAAUUGCAUUGGCGUUCCACCAAGUGAAUAGGAAUAGUCUUAGUGCUUGGAUGUCAUGAAAGCAUGAGACAGAGAAUUCAAGGAUGACUCCAAAGCAUGGAACUUGGGAAACAAUAAAUGCCAAUGUUACUGACAAAGGCAGAGAGGUCAGAGGCAAAUUGGUUUGGGAAAGAAAUGGUGAAUUCAGUUGCAAGCAGACUAUUUGGGGUCACAGUGACAUUCCAGAGUCAACUGUCAGGCAGACAAUUUGAAUCAUGAGAUUGAAAUGCAGAAGGACAGUCAGGGCUGGGUCUGGAUAAUUUUUCUAUCAUUACUGAAUUAUACACAGCCUGACACUGAACAACUUCAUCUAUGCUGUUGUGGUGCAUAUGAUUUAUUAGCACAGGGAAACAGAACUCAGAUAUUAAAAUCUUCUCAAGGCCAUGGGAAGGCACAUAGAUUUGGGAAUCAUUCCCAGAGAGGUAAUGGUGUUGCCUGGAAAGUGAAUUAAAUCUCUAAUUGAAAUCAUACAUAGGAGAAAAGCUUCUAAAUGGACACAGUUUGAGCACCAGGGUUCCCUGGGUCAAAAGAAAGAUGACCCAUGAGAGAGUUAGCAGUUGCAUAUGAGCUCACCCUCCUGCUGCUUCAGACAUGCAGCAGCAGGACCUGACUUAGCCACAACCACAAAGCAGAAGAAGCUCCCAAGUCCUUUCCUCUUUUCUGUUCCUGGCGUUUAGUGCCCUCAUGGGCUCUAUUCCCUCUUUCCCACCAUCAUCAAAGCCUGAUUCAGAGAAAGCUUCUCUAUUAGCCAGUUAUAACUUAGAGGGAAUUUAAAUCAUUGUGCUAUUGCACCCCCAGUUGUGUAUAGCAGGAAAGGCUUGGCCAGUAUUUAUAAAAAUUUUCAUUUAAAAAAGUGCAUCAGAUCACAUUUGCCCUUCAUCAAAACUCUUCAAUCAAUUCUUAAUUGCCCUUAGUGGAAAGUUCAAACUCUUGGAUACGAUUUACAAGUCCCUAUCAUGUCUGUCUCUCUGACUUCAACACCCAUGAUUGACAGACUUAUUCAUGCUGGUCUGUUUUCAGUUCCCUAAAAGUGCCCAGACCAACCCCUUCUUCAGACCUGGAAUGCCUUCACCCUGCCCCCAUCUGCCUUUCACCAGAUUUACUCAAGGUUACUCUUCUCAUCUUGGCUUGAAGUUCAUUUCUUUUGGGACAUGUUCUUCCCCUAACCAAUUCUCAGGUCCCCUGGAAGUCACUUUCAUACCAUAAACUUUCCUUGCUAACCUAUAGUUAUUUGUGUGAAUGACUGUCAGGUUUGUCUGCUUUGUAUCCAGAGCACCUGGAGCAGUGCCUGGGAGAUGCAGCAUAUGCCCAACAUAUAGUUUUGGAAUAGAGAGACUUCAGGAAAGAGUAUGUUUCUCAAGCAGUCACUCCUACCAUGUGAAAUGAUAGCACUAAGCGGUGGGCUACUUCACCUACUUUAGAGCCAACAUGUUAAAAAGGCUCUGCACCAGUGGCUGUCCCACCUCAGCAGGCAUCACCAUCACCUGCAGGGCUUGUUAAAGCACAGAUUGCUGGGCCCCACUCCCAAAGUUUCUGAUCCCCUUAGACUGGGGUAGGGCCCUUGAAUUUGCAUUUCUAGAAUGUUCCUAGGUGAUACUGAUGCUGCUGAUGCAGGGACAACACUUUGAGAACCACUGUUCCAUGCCACAAAGUCUCCUUGUGCUUGAGGUAGGAGGAGAAAGAGGAAAAGGAAGAGUUUGGGAAGCCAAAUUAUUAUGGAUGUCUCUAAUUUUCUAUUAUAUUCACUUGAAUGCUGUCACGAAGCGUAAUUAGAUUACUUUCCUGUAUUCAAAUUGUCAUACCAGUGUAUUGAUGGUCAUGUCACUAAAACCAUCGGCUAACGAAAUCCCAACUUUAUCAGGAACUUGGAUGUCAUGGUUUGUCUCUUGCUUCCCUGUGAUACCACUUCCUCACCCCAACUAGCCCCAUUUCUUAAAUCAGCAGCUCCACAAAUUCCCCUAAUUUCCACAUCUUUGACUCUUUUUUUCUUCUCCAUUGUAGGUAUCUAGUCUCCGACUAAAUCUAAUCAUUUCUUUUUCCAGGAAUUGCUCCUGCUCUGUGCCUUCUUUCUUAUUGCCACUGUUCCAUUUCAGGGCUUCUCCCCUCUUUGGUUCUCUCCCACACCCACCCUGUGGUUAGGGAUGCUAACCACAGAGAUGGGAAGUCUAGGGAUAUAGGUAGCCUCAGGGACUGCAGACACUCAGUGUGGCUCUCUCACUCACUCUCCCUCCUUCUCUCUGUUCUGUUUGCAUUCUCUCCAACCACAGACAAGCUUCCUCUAUAUAGCAGAGGGAAGAGACAGCAUGGACUGAAGUAGCUUCAGGCUUUCUUUUACCCAGCAGUGGCCUAAUAGAAAAGAAAAAUGUUCUCUUCAAGCAUUUAUACGUGAAAUCUCAGGGAAGGAUUAUAAUCAGCCUGCCUAAGGUCACAUACCCAUCCUUGGGCCAACCACUCUUACUGGGAGCAUGGGGCAUUGUGCUUGGAGCAAGUCCUUGGGAGAGAAGGUUAGGUUUAAAAUGCAGCUAUUGGCAACCCCAUCAGAAUCCUAUGAGCUGGGGAAGGAACGUUUCAACAGUAAAAGAGCAGCACCAAUACCAGAGGUAGUGAGAAAAGAAUUAUGAGCAAGGGGCAAAAAAAAAACAAAUCAG